Messenger RNA from Fundulus heteroclitus (mummichog), 2722 nucleotides. RefSeq names its product ariadne ubiquitin-conjugating enzyme E2 binding protein homolog 1 (Drosophila) (gene arih1). Bases 170 to 1756 code for a protein of 528 amino acids. Gene Ontology annotation, cellular component: ubiquitin ligase complex; nucleus; cytoplasm. NCBI's taxonomy places the organism in Eukaryota, Metazoa, Chordata, Actinopteri, Cyprinodontiformes, Fundulidae. Gene Ontology annotation, molecular function: ubiquitin protein ligase activity; ubiquitin conjugating enzyme binding; zinc ion binding. Gene Ontology annotation, biological process: positive regulation of proteasomal ubiquitin-dependent protein catabolic process; ubiquitin-dependent protein catabolic process; protein polyubiquitination. The transcript is spliced from 14 exons. The record is from RefSeq and is a predicted model, not a curated record.
GUGACGCUGCCUCUCUUUGUUGGCUUAGCAGCGGCGACGUUUUGUUGUUAUUUUCGCUGCAGCCGAAAAACAGCCUCGGAUAAUUUGGGUUUUCGUGCUGUUCCGCAAUCUACAUCUGGCGUUCUCGACCUGACGGUGUGCUCGUCGUGAGGCGGUAAACACCCUAGGAAUGGACUCAGACGAGGGCUAUAACUAUGAAUACGACGACGAAGACGAAUGCAGCGAGGACAGCGGCGAAGAGGAGCCCGAGGACGACACCCUGGAGCUCGGUGAUGUGGAGUUGGUCGAUCCCGUGGUGGCCGGCGGGGAGCGAGACGAUGGCGGCGAGACUGGCGUAGGGGGCCACGGUCCUGGAGAGGAAGAGGACGAGGACUACCGCUUCGAGGUUUUGACUGCCGAGCAGAUCCUCCAGCAUAUGGUGGAGUGUAUCAGGGAGGUCAACGAGGUCAUCCAGAAUCCUGCAACAAUAACACGCAUUCUCCUCAGCCACUUCAACUGGGAUAAAGAAAAGCUCAUGGAAAGAUACUUUGAUGGUAAUCUCGACAAGCUUUUCUCCGAGUGUCAUGUCAUCAACCCCAGCAAGAAGCCUCGGAUCCGUCCUCCAAUCAACACUAGAUCAUCGGCGCAGGACAUGCCUUGCCAGAUCUGCUACCUAAAUUUCCCCAACUCGUACUUCACAGGCCUGGAGUGUGGACACAAGUUCUGCAUGCAGUGCUGGGGAGAUUAUUUGACUACCAAAAUCAUAGAAGAAGGAAUGGGACAGACCAUUUCUUGCCCAGCUCAUAGUUGUGACAUUUUGGUCGAUGACAACACAGUCAUGCGCCUGAUAACAGAUUCAAAAGUAAAGUUGAAGUACCAGCAUUUAAUCACAAAUAGUUUUGUAGAGUGCAAUCGACUGUUAAAGUGGUGCCCCGCUCCAGACUGCCACCAUGUUGUCAAAGUCCAGUAUCCAGAUGCCAAGCCAGUGAGAUGCAAGUGUGGCCGUCAGUUCUGUUUCAACUGUGGAGAGAACUGGCAUGAUCCCGUGAAGUGUAAGUGGCUGAGAAAAUGGAUUAAGAAAUGCGACGAUGACAGCGAAACCUCCAACUGGAUUGCAGCAAACACCAAGGAGUGUCCAAAAUGCCACGUGACCAUUGAGAAGGACGGCGGCUGCAACCACAUGGUUUGUCGCAACCAGAACUGCAAAGCUGAGUUCUGCUGGGUCUGCCUGGGCCCAUGGGAACCUCAUGGCUCUGCCUGGUACAACUGUAACCGCUAUAAUGAAGAUGACGCCAAGGCAGCCAGAGACGCGCAAGAGCGCUCCAGGGCAGCCUUGCAGAGGUACCUGUUCUACUGCAACCGCUACAUGAACCACAUGCAGAGUCUGCGCUUUGAGCACAAGCUCUAUGCUCAGGUUAAGCAGAAGAUGGAGGAGAUGCAGCAGCACAACAUGUCUUGGAUCGAGGUGCAGUUCCUGAAGAAGGCUGUAGAUGUGCUCUGCCAGUGCCGCUCCACACUCAUGUUCACUUACGUCUUUGCCUUCUACCUCAAGAAGAACAACCAGUCCAUUAUUUUUGAGAACAACCAGGCAGAUCUGGAAAAUGCCACUGAGGUGCUCUCUGGCUACUUAGAGCGGGACAUCUCCCAGGAUUCCUUGCAGGACAUCAAGCAGAAAGUUCAAGACAAGUACAGAUACUGUGAGAGCAGGCGAAGAGUGCUGCUGCAGCACGUACAUGAAGGCUAUGAGAAGGACCUGUGGGAGUACAUCGAGGAUUGAGGACACGUCCCAGUGCAACGGACUAUUGAGUAUCUUGACAAACUAGAGCGCUGAUGCAAUUAAACAGGGCAGCACGGGCCUUCUGCCGCCUUUUCCUUUGGCAACCAACCACUUUUGCGUCAUUUCUUUCUCCCCCUGGAUUUCUUUAACAAACAAAAAAAAAAUCUUAAAAUUAAUUAUAUUUAAAGAAAGUGUAGAGUAAUACAAAGAAAGUGUACUACAGUAUUGUUAGCAACAGAGUGGAGUCUCCAGAAAGCAGAAAAAUCCAUCAUAAACAAAUUCAUCCUUUUGGCCUGUAUUGUAACCCUCCUAUUUUUUUUUUCUUGUUGUUUUUGUGAAUCUUUUCUGUUUUUGAAUUUUUAUUUUUUGACUUUUGUUGUUUUGUUUUUUUUUGUUUGUUUUUUCCAUCCAUAAGUGUGAAAAAAGUUAUCAACACAGCUUUAAUUGUCCUGGCCAUGUCUGCAAUAUUUGGUGAAAUCCCUGUCUGGGUGGCUGAAUAUUGACGGGCUGAUUGCAAAGGAGAGCAAAGACAUUUCAGGCGGGGGGGAAAAAAGAAGAAGAAGAAGAAGAAAAGGAGGAGGAGGAGGAAGAAAAAAAAACUUAAAAAGAACAAAAAACAGCAAGUCUGUAUUUUUUCAAUUUGUAAAUAGUCCAUAUGCAUGGAAGUUAAAGAGCAAGAGUGGCACGUGUUUGCAUAAUUUUUUGAGUAUUUAUUCUUUACCGAUCUUGAAAGAGAUGUACGUUUGCCAUUUAGGUUGGGUCCGUUCACUCCUCCCAUAAAAACGGUGGCGGUUCGGAGGCAUCCCGUCGUCACCGGUCUGCUCAGAUCACUGGACGAAAGUUCCCCCUUAUCAGUUUAGUCUGAACAGGAACUCCAAGAAAUGUUCUUAGGUGAUCGGAUGAAUGACUCGGUGAAAGCACACGGUCAAGGUAAAAAAAAAAAAAAAAAAGAAACAGAAAAAAACA